Messenger RNA from Paramecium sonneborni, 6187 nucleotides. The record is from the annotation of a GenBank genome assembly. Lineage: Eukaryota; Ciliophora; Oligohymenophorea; Peniculida; Parameciidae.
AUGUAAAAUCCACUCUUUUACAAAAGUAAAUGUUUUAUAGUUAUUAAGUACAGAUCGAAUAUAGAGAGGAGAUAAUUAGAGUGUUAAAUUUAUAGUGACCUUAAGUUAGAAUUUAGAGUAUCAGAAAAAUGUGUUAAAAUAUUGGGAUUAGAUUGGAAAGAAUCCAUAAGGAAAAGUAUUGUCAAGUGACUUGUUAGAGGUUAAUUUAUAUAGAUAUUUUAGGUUAUUACAGCAAUAAUCAAGUGUAUAAUAUGUUUACCAGAUGAAAGUUUGAAACAGUUAUCAUAAUAGUAUUUAGAAUCGAUGACAGAUGUUGAUCCAAAUCUGCCAGAAUACUUAUCUUAUUAGGUAUUUGUAGAUGCAAUAACAUAAUUAUUGUUUUAACUGAUAAAUCAACCAGAUUUGAGUUCUGCAAUAUACCUUUUGAAAACAAUUCAUGCUCGAAUAUAUCGUCGUUAAUUGAUAGAUGUGAAAGGUAUUGGCAUACUAUUAUAAUUAGACAAUACAAAUUAAGAUAUUGAUUAUCAUAUUCUUGUAAAAAUUCACAAUACAGAUAGAGUAGAAUAGAGUUUAAGAAAUGAUAAUAAAAAGUCUUACUUCCCUAUUUAUUAUACAGAACAAUACAUAUAUAAUUCUGAUUAAUUAUAGAGUGCUGAUAUUAUUCCAAGUAGAAUUAUCAAAUAUAAAUUGGCACCUCUUAAUGAAAUAAUUCCUAUAGGUAUGAGUUGUGAAUGCAUGAUAUUUGCUUUGAUGAAUAAUAAUUUUCAAGAGUGUGAAUAUUAACAUUAUACAUCAUCUUAAUAUGCAUUUGCUAAAGAAAUCAAAUUGAUUGGUUAAGUUACUGAAACUUUUCUUAUGAUAUUACCUAAUAGUUAAUUAGUUCCUGAUAUAGGAUUGUAAUAUUUAAUAGAAUAGAAUGAUGAUUCUUAUGGAUUCCAUUCUUAAUAUUAUAAGUUAAAUAAGUUAAUUACAAGAGAUAUUUAAUGGUGUUAAUUCCCAUUAAAAAAUUAAGAUGGAAAUAAAUUAUUAAUAAAUAUAAAAAGUGAAUUUUUUACAGAAGAAGAUUAUAGAAUUGAUUAAAUAAACAAAGUCAAUAAAAAAUGGGAAAGAAAGAUAGUCUCAGCUAAAAGAUAAUUAUUAACUUCUUAAUUAUAAACUUUUGAUAUAAGUAAAUCAUCUAAUCCAGAUAAAAGAUAAUCUAAAAAUAUUCCAUUUAUCUUAAGAACCUUUUUAGGUGAUUUAAAUUAACCUAAAGAUUAAUAAUAAUUAUAAUCUGCAUUAGAAGUAAUUUAGGAAUAGUAAACAAAUAUUGAAUUACCUUCAUUUUAAUCUUAUUUAAGUAAAUUCAUUUCACCAAAAGGAUAAUUACCAAUAGAUAGUAAAAAUCCUUAUGAAGAUGAUGUUAUAGAAUAUGCAAAUUAAGCACCUCCUUAAAUAUUUUUGAUUGCUAAACCAAGAAGUGGAAGAAGUACAUUUGCUAAGGCUUUAGCUAAAUAACUUGAUUUAGAAUAUUUAGAUUUAGAAAAAGGAAUUUAAAGGAUUUAUGCAAAAGUGGCAGAAAAUGAAAAUAAUCCAUAAAUGGAUGAAGAAGGAAAUCCAAAAGAAUUUUUGAAUCCUUUAGAAAGAGAAGUAUUUGAUUCUUUAAGAUUUGGAAGAGAAUUAACUUAAGAAUAAUUAGAAUCUUUAUUUAAUGUUGAAUUAUCAUAAGAUUUACCUAAAAAUAAAGGAUAUAUUUUAGAUUUACCUUUAGAGAAUAUAUUUUGGGUUAAUUCAAUAUUAUCAAACAAAAUGAUUCUACCUAAAAUUGGAUGUAGAUAUUUUACUCAUGUGGUUAAUUUAUAUUAAUCAGAUGAAGAUGUAUUACAUUUCGCAUCAAAAAUUAUGGAAAAAUAAGAUGAUUUAAUUGCAACAUCAUAAUAUGAUAGAGAAGAAUAAAAAAGACCAAAAAUUAAGUAUAAAGAUCCAAAUGAUCCUGAUGAAGAAGAGGAUUAAGGAGAUAAUCCAGAUGAUGAAGAUAAACCACCUAUUAUUCCAGAAAAAGAUCUAUUUUAUAGACCUUUAGAUUAAGAAUUUCUAGUCUAAUCAUUAUCAAAUUUUUAAGAAUCUUAAUAAAAAUUAUUAUCAUUAUAUGAUCAUUUACCAGAUUAGAAUAUUAUUACACUUUAAUCUGCUGGUUUAACAACUUAAUAAUUAGUUGAUCGUGUAUUUACAUAAAUUUUAAAGGGAUAACCAUUACGACCAUUAGCUAUAAAAUUAGAAGGUGGUUCAGAAAAGGAUUUGUUAGGAUUAAACUUAACCGAUGAAAAGGUUUAUAGAAUGUGGUCAUAAUGGUAAUAGGUUGAUGCAGUUGAAUUAGUAUUAAAAGAUAAGAUUAUAGCAGGUAAAGCAGAAUUUGCAUGUGAAUAUGCAGGGAGAGUGUUUUUAUUUGACAAUGAAGAUAAUUAAAAUAAAUUCAUAAAUUAUCCUAGAAAAUAUUUGUGUAAAGCUCCUUAAUUACCUAAAACUUACAUAGUAUCAGUUUAAGGUCCAAAAUGUUCAGGAAAGAAUACAGUGGCUAGUUAAUUAGCAGAAUUUUAUGGUUGGACUUUAGUGGAUGUAGAAGAUAUAGUAAGAAAGAAGGUUUAAGCCUAAUAAGAAAGAAGUAAACAUUUACAAUCUACAUUUGAUCCAAGAGUAAAUGAUAUUCAUUUAACUGAAAUUGAAUGGAAAGAAUUCUAUAAAGGAAAUGUUAUUAAAGAUGUAUUACCAAUGGUUUUAAAUUAUUUAAAUAUUCCAUUAUAAAGAAAACCAGUAGGAUGGGGAGAACCAAAGAAAGAUGAUGAAGAAUAACCAGCAGAAGAAGAUGAAGAGAAAAAGAAGAAAGAAGCAAAAAAAUAAUAAGCGAAAAAAAAGAAGGAAGAAGUUGUUGAAGUAGUUGAAGAGAAUGUUAAACCUGUUACUCCACCUCCUGAAGAUAUACCUACUAAAGAGAUUAUUCCAUUAUUAGAUGCUGAAUUAAAAAUACCUGAAACAUCAAAACCUAAAGGUAUUGUUAUUAUUGGUUAUCCUUAAACAUAAGAGUAAAUAGAUUAAUUAAAUCUCUGGGGUAUUAAAAUUGAUAAAUUUAUAAUAUUGUAAGAUAGAUCAGAAGAACCUGGAUAAAUACUAUUAUAACGUAAUCCUGAUAUUAUAAUUGAAUAAGAAUUAAAUUAAAUUAAUGCAUUAUCUGCACUAAUCAAAGAAGCUUAUUAAGAAGAAAAUGUUAAAGAAAUUCCUAUUGAUGGAACUAAAGACGAAGUUUGGUCUAGAGUGCGUUUAGCAUUAGAUCCAUUUUAAAUUAGAGUUGAUGAUGAAGGAUUAGUAAGAGUACCAGGAGAUGUAUAAGAAGGUGAAGAACCUAUUCCUUAUGGAGAUUAUGCGAAUUAUUGUCCUGUUACAUUAUAGAAAACUAAUUGGUUGGUACCAGGAAAAGAAGAAUUUAUUGCUUUAGUAAGAGGAAGAGUUUAUAGAUUUUAUGGAGAAAAAGAAUAAUAAAUUUUUAAAGAUAAUGUAUAAUUGUUUGUUCCAUCUAAAAUUACAAUACCAUAACCAAGAAUUAUGUUUAUAGGUGUUAGAGGUAGUGGUCUACAUACUUAAUUAAAAAUAUUGAAUAGAUUAUAUAAGUUACCUGUUUUAGAUUUGAAAGAUAAUUUAAUUUAAAAUUUAGAAAUCAAUAAAAAGAAUAGAUAACUAAAUAGAUAUUAUAUGAAAGGAUUUAAACCUAAAGAAUUGGAUGCUGAUGGAAAAGAAAUACCAGAUCCUGAAAUAACAGAAGAUCCUGCUGAUUUUGAUCGUAAAGCUCAUGAAAUUGAUGUAUUAAAUAAGAUUUUAGAUUGUGGAGGUGUUAUUAUUAAUGCUAAUUUCUUUGAUGUUUCAGAAGAACUAGUUUCAACUCCUAUUGUUGAUUUAUUAGUUGAAGCUAAGAAAUUACCUGAAUAUGUUAUUUUACUUAAAAUUGAACCUGAAAAUUUCAUAAAAAGAAAUUUCAAUUCAAAAUUUAUAGAAGAUGAAUAUUAGAUGAAAAUGGAAGAAUUAAGAUAGAAAAGAUAUUAAGAAAGAGUUGAGGCAAGAAAUAAAGCUAUUGAAGAAGGAGCUGAAGAAUUACCAUCUUUAGAAGCACCUCCAGGUGAAGAAGAAGAUCCAGAAGCACCUAAAUUAGAGGAAAUGUUAAAAGAAUAAAAAGAUAAAUUAUUAUAAUAACACGAAGCUGAUAUGGCAAGAAUUGAAGAAUUAUAAAGAUAAUUUGAAGAACUAAAAAUCAAUGCUGUUAUAAUUAGUACUGAUACUAAUAUCGAAAAUGUUACAGAAAGAAUUACAUCGUAAUUAGAAAAUGUUAUGGAUAGAGAAUAUAGAGAAAAUAUGUUAGAAAAAGAAUAAUGUUAAAAAUUAAAUUUAUAUCCUGAUCCAACCAAUUUCAAAUUAAAUAAAUUAGAUAUCUAUGAAAAAAUAUAUACUCAUAAAUAAUCUAAAUAUGGAAAUAGAAAUGCUAUUACUUUAUAAAAUGUUCCUCAUUGUAGAGAUUAUCCUGUUUUAUAUAGAAAUAGAAUUUAUUAUCUUGAUAAUGAUGAUUAAAGAGAAUAAGUUUGUUAAAGACCAUUUAAAUAUUUUUAUAAACCUACAGUUCCUAAUGAUGUUUAAAUAAAACCUACUAUUUUUAUUUUAGGAAAGGUUAAGUCAGGUAAAACUGAAAUUGUGAGAUUGUUAAGUGAAAAAUUAAAUCUAGUAAGAGUUAAAGUAUCUCAUUUAUUGGCUGAAUUUGUAACAAAUUAAACUGAUUUAUUGGCAGUCAAUAUCAAAAAUUAAUUAAAAGACGGUAAAGAAGUAGAUACAUAAUAUAUUAUAUAAAUAAUAUAAAAAAGAAUUUAAUUGGCUGAUGUUUAUAAUUAAGGAUAUAUUUUAGAUGGAUAUCCAAGAACUAUUGACGAAGCUUUAGCGUUAUCAAAAGUAGGUAUUAUUCCAACAGUAGUAUUUGUUUGUGAUAAAGAUGAUGAAUAUGUAAUUCGUAAAUUAAAUCCUAAAUUUGGAGGCAUUGAUCAUGUUGUUCAUUAAAGAUUAAAAGCAAAUUAAACUUCAUUAUUAGCAUCAUAUUAUUAAUCACAUUUCAAUAAUGUGAGAUAUUUAUAAGUUGGAUAAGUAUCAAGUUGGGGUAUGAUUUCUUUAUGUACUAAAUGUGUAUAAGAAAAUCUUUAUUCUAGAGCAUUAGUGGCUAGAGCAUUAAUAACCUAAGAACCAGUAAGAAUAAGUUCAUUAACUUUGACUGAAUAAUAAAUUAUUUAAAAGUUAAGUCCAUUAUAUAAUUAUUGUCCUGUAUUGAUAAAAGCAAAAAAGAACUAUGUAGCCAGUUAACUAAGAAGUCCAUAUUUGUUAUUUUAUGAUGAUUAAUUAUUCUAUGUAUCAAGUGAAGAUACAGAAUAAGAUUUCAUUAAGAAUCCCACUCAUUAUUGCAACAAUUCAAUUGAAAAAUAUAAGAUACCUAGAUAAUUGACAGUUGGAGAUAAAUUUGAUCCAUUUCCAGAAUAUAAGGGUAUAAUAUAUAAUUUAUAAUUCAUAGGACAUUGUCCAGUUGAAUUAAUCAAUAAUAAUUUAGUUAAGGGUUUAAAUAACUUAGUUAUUAUUCAUAAAAAUUAAUAAUAAAUAUUUGCUAAUGCAUACAAUAUGCAGUUAUUUGAAAUGAAUCCUUAGAGAUAUAAACAUGCUAGAUUACCAGAUAAAAUGUAAUUGGGAGAGUUGUAAUCUGUUAAAGUAUAUUAAAAUAUUAUAUCAAUAUUAGAAUAUUGCUAAGAAAGUUGCAAAAAGAGGUGAUUGCACAUCUUAUCUAGAAUUACAUCUCAAAAAUAUUAUUAUAAGAGUUUUGGCUUAAUUAGGAUACUAGAAACCUAAAUAUCCAACAUUGUCUUGUAAGGAAACUGUCUUAAAAUUUAUUGCUAUUUCUUUAAAGGCUAAUAAUAAAAAUAAGGAUGCCUUUUAUAGGAAUAAAUAUUAAGAAAAAUUAGAGAAAUUUAUGAAAAAUUGUACAUUAGCUUAAGAGAUUUAAGAGAUGUAUAAGAUAUCAUAAGAAAGUGAAAUAGAUGAAGAGACUUUAUUAUAGAAAGUAGAAUAAUUUGAUCAAUUCAUGGCUGAAUUAUAAGCAAUGGAAAAACAGAAGUAUUUUUAAUAGUUCAUCAGAUGA